Mercenaria mercenaria is the source of this 2093-nucleotide messenger RNA. RefSeq lists its product as uncharacterized. NCBI's taxonomy places the organism in Eukaryota, Metazoa, Mollusca, Bivalvia, Venerida, Veneridae. The annotation marks the transcript as partial. The transcript has 16 exons. The record is from RefSeq and is a predicted model, not a curated record.
AUUUGCAGAAUUUCGGCGCAAACUCAAAAAGUUUCUUCUUAAAUAUAAGGUGCUUAUAUAUAUAUAUAGGCCUAAAGAGGCAUUGCUAGGGUUACUGGACAACAUUGUGAUCAACAGCAGUGUAAGACGUAGAGGCUCUUUGCUAUGUGUGUCAGGGACUAUUUGAGAUAUGUCAGAUAGUGUCCAGUUUGGACGUGAAAUUGGUCGUCAGUCUAUGGAAGGCUGUAUCCCGGUUGUCAGGACGACACAAGAACCAUUUGAAGGAUGGGCUAUACGUAGAUACCAUGGUGACCUGCCUGUGUACGGAGAUCAACAAAGGUUACAUGUAUUUGUUGCAGCUGGCACCACCUUGUGAGAACAAACAAGAACUGAGUUUAUCCCAGGGAGACAGUGCAGCCUUUCAGAAGUCCCUGAAAGUGCUUGGCUACCAGCUGAGGGUUAUAAUUUCAUUGUUGGACAGUUUCAUAGACACUGUGAGUGACUGUGUGAAAUCUGCUUAUGACAUGAUCAUAGCUAUAUUUAGGAGUUUACCACCUAGUAUUACUGUUGUUAAUAUUGCUGUAGCGAGUAUAGAUGAAAUCAGGCGUCAUCUUGUGAAUGGGAUAGAGCCUUUGGUUAACUUGCUUGUUCAGAACAGGACCUUUGUGACCUUUAUAUUAAGCCAGGAUAGUGAGUGUAAACCUGAAGACAGGCUUGCGAGGUUAGAGCUCCUACUGAAGAUUGCUGAUUGUCUACCUGAACAAACAGAUGAUGUGUUUCAGAGCUGGAUGAGAAGUUUGAAUGAUGAUACAACUAGGAGUAUAUUUGAGCAGAUUUUUUUGGCUACAUCUCAUUGUUACAUUGAGAUAUGCAUGCCGCUAACAAUCAGAACAACAAAAGAAGUCCUCCUGUAUGAGUACAUCUGUACUCAUGUUUGUGGUCUCGUUGGAAGUCUGCCAGCCAAAUACUUUUGUGUUCUUGAGGAAAGUUUACGCAAACAUCUGUUCUCUGUGAAUGUCUACGUUUCUUCUCUAGCAGAAGAUGUAUGGUGCUUUAUGGCAAGGUUUGGGUCAGCAGGGUUGUGUUUCCAGCAUGCAAAGUUACUGGUGGAGGUCUGUGAAAUGACUGCCUAUCCCUACAGCAUUGUAAAACUUGUUAAAAGACUUAUUAAGUUCUUGGCUCCAGACCAUCAAAAUCAGUUGUUGAAGUGUUACCCUCCAGACCAUGAUCAUGUUAGACUAUGGUGUGAUAUAUUUGUACCUGUGUUACCAUCAGCAGUAUCAACUGAAGCCUGGACUUCAUGGUUAAAACUGACAGUUGAGGAUGUACAGAACUUCAUAUCCACAAGAAACAAAACAUAUGCUGAUCUAGUGGAUUUGAUACAGUCAUUGAAAUAUCUUACACAGCUUCUUCAUCACCAUGGCAACACACCAGUUGACCUUCAGCGUCAACAUUCUGCUGUUGUCAAGGAAACCGCAGUUCAACUCUUGUCAUUGUGGGAUAGAGAAUGGACAGGGGAGACAAUCUUCGGUGCAUGUUUGUUACAAGUGACAGAGUUGUCUGGAUUGCUUAUAUCACACUUGGAAAAUGAAAACUUUUUGAGGAUAUUUGAUUUACUGUUAAAUCAUGUUAAAACCGACAGUGUGAAGAUUGCAGCAUGUCACUUCCUGAAGGGAUGUAAGAAGGUGAAGUUUGCCCCUGAUUCAAAGCAACCAAUGAUUCUGAAGAAGAUACCUAUGCUGUAUAGCCUUCUGCUUCAAGACAACAAUGCCCUUGUUCAACACACAGCUUUAGAAUCAUUUACACAAUUUGCCGAGAGUACACCAUAUGAAACACUGGUACCUGAAUGUUUGGGGGACAAUCAACAGUUACAGAAUAAUGUUGUGGCUUUCCUUAGCAAGACAGCUGAGGUGAGUCCAGGCUUUAGAGAGCUUACCUAUUUGAAACAGCAACAUGAAAAACUAUGCCAACAACACGACAACAUUGAUAUCCAAGUGAUAGAUGGGCUGCAGGCUAGUGAUAAACUUAGGGAAAUUACGAAAGAAGCUAAUGGAGAUAUGCUUGAUGACAUUGAAGAGCCUGCUUUAAAGAGGAAAAGAUGUCAGAAUACUGAA